This is a messenger RNA of Suillus paluster, 2241 nucleotides long. Its product is annotated as permease for cytosine/purines, uracil, thiamine, allantoin-domain-containing protein. Bases 1 to 2241 code for a protein of 746 amino acids. Gene Ontology annotation, molecular function: nucleobase transmembrane transporter activity. The transcript is spliced from 23 exons. Gene Ontology annotation, cellular component: plasma membrane. NCBI's taxonomy places the organism in Eukaryota, Fungi, Basidiomycota, Agaricomycetes, Boletales, Suillaceae. The record is from RefSeq and is a predicted model, not a curated record. Gene Ontology annotation, biological process: nucleobase transport; transmembrane transport.
AUGUUUGAUUUGAGUAAUAUGUUGGGUUCAAGCAGCAAAGUGUCGGAAUCGUCAGAAAAAGAUUAUGCGUCCAUUGAGCAUGGUCAAGUUCAAAAGAAAUUUGGUCUAAGUCUAGAAUCGGAGAAACACAACUGCUUUGCUCCUGUCCAAAUAAGAAUAAGAAGGAAUGGCCAGAAAACUGCUGGUGCUAAGGGAUAUGGACGACACAGCGAUACAUGUUACCAAAAGAUUUUGCGAAGAAUUGAAAGUGCUGUCGAGAAGUUCAGACGACAACAUACUCUAACGCCAAAGUGGCUGAGAUUAAGGUUUUUGCUUACGGGUUGGCGUGAUUCUUCUCGCGUUCACGUCAAGGCCUCACACUCGAGGUUUAUCUCGCAUCAAAUCCUCGCAGACACCUUCAACAUUGGUCUCGCGUCGGAUUACGUGCACAUAAUUAAAGACCUGCGAGUUGCGGACAAUGAUGGUGCCGUCCCACCAUUAGUUGAACUUGCCAUGGGCUUGGUCAAUAGGAUUAUCCAAAGCCUCGAAGUCACUCAUGAGCCCAAUCUCACGCUCACCGAGCAGCUCAUCACCAACGAAGAUUUGCUGCCUGUCGAACCAGAGAAACAAACAUGGCGUGCAUACAACUACGUUGCCUUCUGGAUAGCAGACAUGUUUAAUGUUUACAUGUGGAUGAUCGAAUGUCGUGGUGGCAAGCCUGGCUAUGUGUAUGGCUGGGUUAUGGCAUUGGCAGCGCCGUUCCUUGUUCUGAAUGCGCGUCCCGGUGCCGUUUUCCAUGUGAUGUUUCCAAUCGUGAAUCGCACAAGCUUUGGGAUGUUUGGCAGCCUGUGGACAAGCAUUGGCGGUUCCUGUGUGCUAGUAAUGCUCAGGGCAAUGUGGCCUAGCAUUAAUGACUUGCUCAUUUGGUUCCCUGUGCACAAAGUUUCCUCAGUAUGGUGCAUUGUAAAAGCUCACGGAAUUGGCCCGAUCGUUCACCAACCUUCCACGCUGCAUGGAUCCAAGCUGGGCUGGGCCAUGGUGGUAACGAUUAUCACAAACGCACCGGACUUUGCCUCCCGCGCACGUACCCCAUCGGCUGCACUAUACCCACAACUGGUUGCGAGUCCUGUCACAGCGGCGUUCGCAAUUUACGGGACGGCCAUCUGGUCACCUAUUGUUCUUUUGGAAAAUUUCUUGAAUGACAAUCCGUCGAAAGCCACGAGAUUCGGGGUAUGGUUUAUCUCGACUUCAUUCAUGCUUGCACAGGUGACGUCGCGCAUCUUAUUCGGUGUUGGGUACGAUUCUGAUGCUUCUUCUCCCAGUUGGGGGUGUGAUUUGACCGCACUGUUCCCUCGUUUCAUUAACAUCCGACGUGGCGGGUACAUUGCUGCCAUCGUUGGUCUGGCCAUGUGCCCAUGGAACCUUCUGAAGAACAGUAAUGAGUUCACCUCUUACCUCUCUGCAUAUUCGGUGUUCCUGAGCUCCAUUGCUGGGGUUAUGGUGACGGAAUAUUACAUUGUCCGCAAGGGUCACUAUAACAUCAAGGACCUUUAUCGUACAGGGAAGGGCACUUGGUACUGGUAUACAUAUGGGAUCAACUUCCGUGCAUACGCCGCGUAUAUUUCCGGAAUCCUUAUCAACGCUGUCGGUUUCGCUGGAGCUACCGGGCGGACUGUCCCCCUAGCAGCCACCCGGAUCUACGAUUUAUCGUUCUUCACGGGCUUUGGGGUUUCUGCCCUUGUCUAUUGGGCACUGAACCGUGUGUUCCCAGUAGUCGGUGCUGCUGACAGGUUCGAGGAGAUCGAUGUGUCUGGGUAUGGAUAUAAGGCAGGUGGUUUGCGAGAUGCCGAGGAGAUGGACAUAGAUGCGAAGGACGAGGGCCGAAAGAGUAGCGGAGAAGCAGGAAGAAUGUGGAGGAACAAGGGAGACAAGGAAGGAGCAGCAAAAGGGACAUGCGAAGGGAAAAUAGGAUUAAUCGUUGGCAACAAGAAUCGGAACGCGAAGAGCAGAGCUUUACCACCUAGUAGACUCGUUUGCCGAGUAGUGAAGAAUGGGCAGUACAGCAUCAAAACUGAGAGGAUAUUUGCAGCUGGAUCUGCGACGUUAGGUGCAGGACCGUACCUACGCAAGGGCGAGUACUGGUUGAACUCGCCGAGCGCGGGACAUUUGUCGAGCGAGAGGCAAACCAAUUUAACCAAAGCAAUGCAACGGGAGGUCACUUGCCGCAAUACUAGUAUGGAAACUACCAAUAUUCGGACAUAG